AUGGAGUUUUGCUCUUUAGCUUUUGGAUUUUUCCUUGUUUUUCAAUAUGAUAAAAGAAAUUGCCAUUUCAAUGUAAUCAUUCUUGACACUAAUGCUUCAGAGAUAGAUUAUCCAUGUAGAAACAAUGGUGAAAAUGAGGUCCCUAUUGAUCUUGAGGAAGAAUUUGUAGAGCCAAGAGUUGAACAAGUUGAAAAAAAUGCCUUUGUUGAAAUCUUGAAUGCUUUUUCAUCAAGCCAGAAAAGGAAAGAGAAAUCACCGGUAUCAUCAGGCCAGCCAUUGAAGAAGAAAAAGCUAGAAAAUCCCACAAGACAAUAUGAAGCUAAUACUGGUAAUGGAGGCAUGAGUGUAGUAGUUGCAAAGACGCAACAAUUGAGUAGUGAUCAAAAAGUUUAUCUGCUUAAGAGAGCAAGGGCUGCUUUCAAUUCUAAAAAUCCCGCUUUCACGGUCACACUACUGUCAUCAUAUAUUCAUCCGGGAUAUAAAUUGGUAAGUAAUGAUUUAAUUCAGAUUUUGAAGCAACAGUAG
Ricinus communis (castor bean) is the source of this 525-nucleotide messenger RNA. RefSeq lists its product as uncharacterized. The coding region runs from base 1 to 525 and encodes 174 amino acids. Lineage: Eukaryota; Viridiplantae; Streptophyta; Magnoliopsida; Malpighiales; Euphorbiaceae. The transcript is spliced from 2 exons. The record is from RefSeq and is a predicted model, not a curated record.